Messenger RNA from Gastrolobium bilobum, 969 nucleotides. RefSeq names its product peroxidase RIP1-like. The record is from RefSeq and is a predicted model, not a curated record. NCBI's taxonomy places the organism in Eukaryota, Viridiplantae, Streptophyta, Magnoliopsida, Fabales, Fabaceae. The transcript has 4 exons. Gene Ontology annotation, molecular function: heme binding; peroxidase activity. Bases 178 to 969 code for a protein of 263 amino acids. Gene Ontology annotation, biological process: response to oxidative stress; hydrogen peroxide catabolic process.
GCUUGGCACAACAGUCAAACAUCACACAGUCUCUGGACAAUCUGUGUUGUCAUCUUUGCAGCUAUCGCAACCACAACAUUCUCAGCACUGUCACCUAAUUACUAUGAUUACUCGUGCCCUAACGCUUUGAGCACCAUCCGAAAAGUCGUGGAUGCUGCCGUACAGAAAGAACGCCGUAUGGGUGCAUCUUUACUGCGCUUGCACUUCCAUGAUUGCUUUGUUAAUGGUUGUGAUGGUUCAAUUCUUCUAGACCCCACAUCUACCAUUGAUAGCGAAAAGAAUGCAAACCCUAAUUUCCAAUCAGCUAGAGGAUUUGAAGUGGUGGAUGAGAUCAAGCAAGCAGUGGACGAAGCAUGUGGAAAACCAGUUGUUUCUUGCGCAGACAUAUUAGCUGUAGCCUCAAGAGACUCUGUCGUUGCGUUAGGCGGUCCAACUUGGAAGGUGAGACUUGGGAGAAGAGACUCAACCACAGCAAGCCGUGAUGAUGCAAAUGCUGACAUCCCAGCACCAUUUUUCAGCCUUUCUCAACUUAUUACCAACUUCCAGAACCAUGGUCUAGAUGAGAAGGACCUUGUUGUUCUUGCUGGAGCCCACACCAUUGGAUUUGCACGUUGUGUUACAUUUAGGGAUCAUAUCUACAAUGACUCUAACAUUAAUCUCUACUUUGCAAAAGCGCUUAAAUACAUUUGCCCAAAAAAUGGAGGUGACUUCAACCUUGCUCCUUUGGACCCAACUCCUGCACACUUUGAUGCAGCCUACUACGCUGAUUUGGUUCAAAAGAGAGGGAUUCUUCACUCUGAUCAGGAACUUUUCAACGGUGGUUCUACUGAUGCAUUGGUUAAAAAAUACAAGCACAAUACCGUAGCUUUCUACAAGGACUUUGCAAAGUCUAUUAUUAAGAUGGGAAAUAUGAAGCCCCUCACUGGGAAUCAAGGUGAAGUUCGUUUGAACUGCAGGAAAGUGAACUAA